GAGCAAAAUGAAAUAAAAAAAGCUGCUGAAAAAAGUCAAAGAGAGACAGCCAUUAUGAAUGCAGAGGAGCUGUUUAAGGAAAGCAUGGUGCAUGAUGUUACAAAUAAAAAAGUAAAGAAAAUAACAUGAUUCAGCAACCAGGCCCAGCUGAUCUCGCUAAAAUGGCUCUCAACAGUAAUGAGGGACAUUAUGUUCCGAGGAGAGGAAUUCGCAUUAACAAGUGUGACUAUAUAAUGGAUACAGAAACGAUACCGGAAGGCUAUGUUCCGCUCUCGGAAGGGCAUCAAAUAUAUGUUCUUGUCAGAUGGCUGACUGCAACACAGAGCAGCUUCACGGGAAAAACAAAAUCUUUCUACUUCAAAUUGAUGGUGAAUGGGUUUUUCCAGCCACAUGAAGUUGUUGGCAUGACAGGUGGCCAGUUAUCUGAAACACCCUUAGGACAGGCAUCAAAAGCAUAUGCACUCUCCAAAUUGUCCAUGGACAGUAAGGAUGUCAUUUUUGCUCUGAACGCUAAAAUAGCAACAAUGACAAGAGCAGUCAGAACAAAGAGGGCACCAGAGGCACGACCAGAGGACCAAUAAACAAUUUAUGAUAAAUAAAUUUACAGUUUCUCCAAAUUCUUUCUGUCUUGUGUUGAUUACAAAUAAAUUU
This is a messenger RNA of Mytilus californianus (California mussel), 651 nucleotides long. RefSeq lists its product as uncharacterized. Lineage: Eukaryota; Metazoa; Mollusca; Bivalvia; Mytilida; Mytilidae. The record is from RefSeq and is a predicted model, not a curated record. The transcript has 4 exons. Bases 126 to 581 code for a protein of 151 amino acids.